CGGGGCCGAGGGGCGGGGCUAAAGGCGCGCGGGGGCGGGGCCGAGGGGCGCGGCGGUGCGCGGCUCGCCGGCGGCAGCUAGCGGCCAGCGCACCUGGGCUGGGGGCGUGGCUUCAGCUUCCCUCCCGCCCCGCCCCUCUCCCCGGCCUCGGCCCUUUCCGGCGGCGCUCGGCGCCGCUCGGCUCCCUGCUCCCCCGUCCCGCCGCCGGUGUGAGUUGGGCAGAGCCGCGGUGCGGGGCGCGAGUCCGGCGCGGCCUGGCGAGAGCGCGCUCACCUGGGCCCCUCGUCCCACGCCCCCUCCGCGCCUCGGGGUGAGCGGCCGCCAGCACCCGCAUCUCCCCGCACCGCGUCCCGGGCCCCGCGCGGCCGACAGGUGGCGGGACCGGGGGUGGGGCGGCGUCCCGGGCCGCGGACCUGACUGAGCCCCGCCCGCGUGUCCCCUGAGGCUCGGCGGCGGGCGGCCCCGCGGGAACAUGGCGACCGGCGGCUACCGGGCGGGCGGCAGCGGCGGCGGCGUUGGCGGCGGCAGCCCGGUCGACUUCCUGGAGGAGUGGAAGGCCAAGCGCGAGAAGAUGCGCGCCAAGCAGCACCCGCCGGGCGCGGGGGGCGGCGGGGACGCGGCGGGGAAGCCGGCAGCCGCACCUCCGGGCCCCGCGCCCGCCGCGCCCGCCCCGGACGCGCCCCCCGAGGCCGAGCCCCCCGGCCGCCGCGACGAGCAGGACGGCCGCGACGAGCAGGACGGCGGCGCCGAGCAGCCCCGGGGCCCUGGCGCCAGGAAGGGCCGCGCGCACAUCGAGCGGAGGAAGCUGCGCGAGAAGCGGCGCUCCACCGGCGUGGUGAGCGUCCCCGCGGCGCAGUGUGUAGAUGAGUAUGAAGACGAUGAAGCGGGUCAGAGAGAGCGGAAACGAGAAGACGCGAUCACACAGCAAAACACCGUGCAGAAUGAGGCCGCCAGCUUGUUAGACCCGGGAGGCUCCUAUCUGCUACAGGAGUCACCUAGGACAGUUUCAGGCAGACACAAAAGCACAACUACUGCCUCUGAAGAAGAUACUUCAACUAGACAUUCCCGCACAGAUAGAAGUGGGCUUAGCAGAUAUAACAGGGACACAAGUGCUUCAGGUAAUUUGGUCUCCAGUAGCACGUUGGAAAAGAAAAUUGAAGAUCUUGAAAAGGAAGUGAUAAGAGAAAGGCAAGAAAACCUAAGACUUGUGAGAUUAAUGCAAGAUAAAGAAGAAGUGAUUGGAAAACUCAAAGAAGAAAUUGACUUGUUGAACAGAGACCUAGAUGACAUAGAAGAUGAAAAUGAACAAUUGAAGCAAGAGAAUAAAACUCUUUUGAAAGUUGUUGGUCAGCUCACAAGGUAGAAGACCCAAGGCUCAGCGUGGAGAGCUUGUUUUCCGACUACUGAUUGAAUGUUACGGUUAAUGCUAGGACACUAUUCCUGCGCUGCAGUACAUGAAACUAAGAGUGCAUAUUUAUUUCUAGGAGGCAACAGUGGGUGUUUAUUUUCAAAAUAAUUCCCUUUUAUCUUUCAGUUUCCAAAAAAAGUAUCAGCCUUUCCGUUUCAAAACUAAGUCUCUUUCGGUUAUUAAAAUUAUGUCAUGCAUAUACUGUGUGGCUUAAGUUACAAGCAUUUGAAUAUAUUUUAUCUAUGGCAGCACAUUUCCUCCCUAAAGGAAUAGACAUAGUUUUUGUUUACAUAAAUUCAAAUACUCUUGUGGAACUGCCCACAAAUGCCUUAUUGCUGUGCGGUCUUUCAUGUUUUGAUUAUUUACUGGUAAAGGUUUUUGUCUGCUGUCAUGUAUUCUUUCAGCUUAUUCUGAACAAUUCAGAGUAACAUAGUCCCAUUGUUUUGUGUGAUACUCAUUUUUUAAAAAGGAAAGCUGUUAUAAAAGCCAUUACCGUGUACUGACUGGCUAAAUACACAAUUUGAAAGAAUACUUGAAUUCGUGCUAUAGUACAUUAAAAUGCUAUUUGUAUUUGAAUAUUGAAAAAUUUUAAAUUACUUUCACUUCUGAGAACUAUACAAUUGUAAUUUUAAUGUAAAAUUGCUUAUGUAAGUAAUACCGUUCUACGUUUUUAAAUUUCAAGGUCUAUAAGUGGACAUAGGAUAUUUAAAAAAUGACUUACUACACAUUAAGCCUGGGAGUGUGUCUGUGUAAUUUCAGUGUUUAAGAAAAUGAAUUGAUAUUUUUGAACAUGAUACUUAUUACAGUAAAAAAAAAUAUCCACACAUAAAAAGCAUUUAUACUACACUAGCAGAAUUAUACAUGAGCAAAAUUAGUGCUAAUAUACUUUAAUUUCUAACUUGGUAAAUAAAACUGUGGACACAGUUGUUCUCAUAUGAGAGAAUUAUUCCCCUACCUCAAAUUUAAGGGAUUUUCUUCCUAAGUUUGGAUCUUUUUUAUUGUUUUAUUAGGGAAAUAGUGAUUUAUAAGACGGUUAUUGUCAGAUGGGUGCCUGACUUUUGUUUGGGGUUUUAAAAGCAAUUAUUUUAAAUAAUUUUACAAAUCCUUUUUUAUUUAAUAUCAUUAGUGUUUAGACGGUUUUAUUCUGUACUUAGUAUUGAGCAAGGAAAUCCCUUUCUUUAGGACUCACUGAGAAAGGUCUGCCUGACAGGUGAAUCUCAAACACUAUAUUGGGACACCCAUCCUUUAUUCAGUCAGUGCAUGGAAGGGGCCUUGAGAGAGUAAAGCCCAGGGCUGAGUCUCUGACAUGCCAAUCAACCCCUUCACUCUUCCUGGCUGGAAAACCAGGCACACUGAGGCAAUUGGGAAAAUGUGGAUUGGAUCAGAAAUCCCCGAUGUUCAGUUAGAAAGCUCUUCACAGUUACCCAGAUGGACUUCCUCUCACCCUUUUUCUCACUUAAGUUUUAACUUUGACUCGAAAUAGCUUAGGUUGCCUAAAAGGAAUUCCUUAGCUGUGUAUCUUAGACCUGGGUUGAACCCCUGUAUAGACUUUAUAAAACUGACCAUCUCUCUGAUACUCCUGUGACUUGGCUUUGGGGAAACUGCCACUAUUAUUUUCCUCAUGUGUCGUUCACUGGAACCCCUGGAAGUCACUUAGUGUUAAGCAUGUCAUCCCCUUUUCAUUUCUUUAAUAAUUAACCUAGUCUUUGGGGAAGUUUGUGUAUGUUCAUUUGAGAGUUGAUAAAAUGUAACACCGCAUUAACAGGCUUACCACAGCUGCAUUUACCAAGAAGGGCGUCUUUGGAGCUCACCACCAGCAUGGCACUGUGGUAUGUCUGCCAGGCCCAGUCACUGCCUCUGACUAAGGUCCUCAUCUCCCUUCUGUUACCCUUAAACCUGUGGCAGAAACAUCAGUAUUUCCUUGUGUUCUGUCAACACUUGAAUGUUAUGAAAAUGCUAGGUCAGCCUUAAUUAAGUUAGCACAUAGUCUUUUUAAUUAGAGAAGCGGUUUGAACUUUAAUGCACGUGUAGAUAAAUCUUUCUCUUCCCUUUUUAAAGUUAGACCAGUUAUUACUGCUUUCAGAGACUGGCCUGCUUUUAAGAUUUUUCCUCAGCUUUUCAGGAAUGUAUCCAGUAAAUAUAUUUUAUAUCAUGGUACUUAUUGUGAAUACAGGAAUCUGAUUGCUUGGGCAAACCAACUCAUAUGCAAUCCUUAUUCCCAUCUUAAAUUGCAUAUUUAUAGCACAUAUAACUUUUGACACCUAAUCUGCUACAAUUUAACUUUUUUAAUUGAUACUUUUAAAAAGGUAACUAAGUACUUGUAUACUACCUUAGAAAACUUGGUUAAUGUCAACAAAACAUACUAGGAUUUGUGAAGUUAACAGUCCAAUUCAGAAAUACUUUUAUAACUCUUGGGAAUUUGUGGCAUAAUAAAGAGUGUCUGAAGUUCCA
Erinaceus europaeus (western European hedgehog) is the source of this 3859-nucleotide messenger RNA. It is a transcript of the gene PAWR, whose product is annotated as pro-apoptotic WT1 regulator. The coding region runs from base 473 to 1363 and encodes 296 amino acids. The record is from RefSeq and is a predicted model, not a curated record. Gene Ontology annotation, biological process: apoptotic process; positive regulation of apoptotic process. The transcript has 6 exons. Gene Ontology annotation, cellular component: cytoplasm. NCBI's taxonomy places the organism in Eukaryota, Metazoa, Chordata, Mammalia, Eulipotyphla, Erinaceidae.